Armigeres subalbatus is the source of this 503-nucleotide messenger RNA. RefSeq names its product cuticle protein 38-like. Lineage: Eukaryota; Metazoa; Arthropoda; Insecta; Diptera; Culicidae. The transcript is spliced from 2 exons. The record is from RefSeq and is a predicted model, not a curated record. The coding region runs from base 128 to 397 and encodes 89 amino acids.
CAAGAAUUCUACUGAUAUGAAAUCAAUUCGUAUAAAUAGGAUCAUUCAUUUGACAGCAGGCAUCAGUUUGCUUAUAGCUUCUUAUCACUACUGAGUAGUCUGAAAAGUGUAGAAAAUCUUAUUCAAGAUGUACAAGAUUGUCUGCCUGUUCGCCAUCAUUGCAGUUGCAUCGGUUUCUGCCGAGCCAAAACCAGGAGUUCUUGCCUACAGCGCUCCUUUGGUAGCGGCGGCCCCAGCUGCCUUCGUGUCGGAAGGAGCAGCCGUCUACGAACGCACCUUCCACGGAAAUACUGCCCCACUGGUCCCAGUUGCUGCCUAUGCCGCUGCUCCCUAUGUCGCUGCUCCAUUGGCGUAUUCUGCUCCUUACGUUGCAGCCGCUCCACUGCUGGGCAAGUGAAUAUUUUGACGAUGCAGGAAAUGACACUGAUGCCGCUGAUCACUGACUGAGCAAUGAAGAAAAAUGUGAUAUUUAGCAAUCAAUACAAAUUUGAGUAAAAACACAA